Molecule: messenger RNA, 1509 nt
Organism: Pocillopora damicornis (cauliflower coral)
Lineage: Eukaryota; Metazoa; Cnidaria; Anthozoa; Scleractinia; Pocilloporidae
Source: RefSeq, a predicted model, not a curated record
AUGUUAGAAAGGGGUAGCACUACGGUGGCAAGUGCAUCUUUCAGAGUGGGCGACGAGAAAUGGAGGGGUGUGCGGAAGGACGGGAAAAUAUUCCUCCAGUUAGAAUCUUCCGUAAACCCACAAAAGAUAAAGGCCAGUAUCAUCCUACUGCCCGUUAAAAAAGAAGAAGUAAAAGCCGAAGUGCCAAUUACUGACUUAAAAGAAGGGGAGAUGGUUGGAAAAUUCUUUUACAUGACCAGUGGAGGGUAUUACAAAAGAACAUUUUGUGUCUUGGUUACAGAGAGUGGUGAUAGUGAAGAUUUUUAUGUUAAAGGGUAUGACAUUGCAGUGAAAGCUAUUGCUGAGCUAAAGGAUAAAUCUUACCAACUCAAGUUUGCUUCUAAACAAAAAGGAAAGGAAGAUGAAUUAGCAAACAAGUUACUUCAUUGUGGUAUUGGUCGUAAUCAGCUAAUUAUCUGCAGCUUUGAUGAAAACAGGGAAACAUUAGCCAACUUAUUCUCUGCUGUGGAUAUUGCUAUAUUUCCCUCAAAAACUGAGGGAUUCGGGUUGAGCUCUCUUCAAGCUAUAUCCGCUGGUCUUCCAGUACUUGUCAGUGGCAACUCAGGAAUUGCAGAAGCCUUAAGGAAGGUGCCUCUUGGGUCACAGUGUAUAGUGGAUUCAGAGGAUCCUGCUGAAUGGGCCAGAGCAAUCAAGGCUGUGCGUUACAAAGAAAGGAAUGUACGACUUGCAGAGGCUAGGAUUCUUCGCGAAAACUAUUUGCAGCAGUUCAGCUGGGAGAAGCCCUGUAAUUCCCUUGUUGAAAAGAUGUACAGUCUUGCAUUUGAUCAAAAAUUAAACAUCAAAGUUGGUGUGGAACAUAUCAAACUUGCAGAUCAUGAUGCUUAUAGUACAGCUUCAGUUUCAGCUCUAGAGCCAGCAGGAUAUCAGAAGGCAUCCACAGCUUCAGGCACAAAGAGAAAAAGACAAUCUGAUACAGAUUUAGAAGAUCUAGAACUACUCCAAAAGAAAACCCUGUGCUUAAUUGCUAUAAAUUACCUUAAUACUACACCACCUCAGAACAGGGAUGAACGCAAUGAGUUUGAGGAAUACUUAGAUAAAAUGAAGGUCCGCAUAUUAGAUGUUUCUGUCAAUAGUUUGGUAAUAACAGUAAAGUGCGAAUCUCUCAAGAGCUUGGAGGAAUUAUGGGAAGAUUACUCAUGCGGCCUUUUGGAUAAGAUGGUUCGAGAUUGUUUUGUGACUGAAAAGAUCUUGAAGGAACUGAACCUGGCAGAACUGAAGCUGAAAACAACAAUGGACAUAGAAGAGUACAAUGCAUGCAAAUUGUACUUUCUUGAGAAGGAUGCACUCAGAGGUCAGUUGAAAGAAAGAAAAAGGCCUGGUCCUUUGCAAAAAUGUUUUGAAAUGAUUAAAAACACCAGGCAUUACUCAUUCAACAUAGUGCACAACAGGGUUAACACACAUGUAAAGAGGGUCCAAGUUUUGUUCACUGUAGAACCAAUUAUAUCAUGA